GCGUUGAAUUUGGAGGAAUUGUCGAAAUUGUUUCUGAUAAUGAUAGCAGUAUUAAGUCGAACAUUGAGGGUAAAAAACUUCAACCAGUAAAUGACACAAAUUUUCAGUUCUCUUUUAGUGAUGAAAAGAUUUCAGAUCAAUGUGGACAUUCAUCAUAUGCAUAUUUGUCGUGGCAAAAUUUGAAUACUAAUUUAUUACCACCUUGUUACACAAGUAUCAAUAAAAAUUCACAAUGGAAUUAUGGUUUUAUUAACGAUGCGAAACAACCAUAUCUCUACCGACAAGAUUUGUCUUCACAAUACUACUAUAUUGCUUUUUAUGAAGAUUAUCAAUCAUUAAAUGCUAAACUCGAUUAUAUAAAAAAUAAUAAUUUAGCAGGAAUCGCGAUCGCUGAUAUCACAAAAGAUUCACAAUUGAUAAACUUUAUUUCGGGAAAUAAUCCACUAGGAAAUGAAACUUCGGGUACCCAUCCACCUUCAUCCACAUCAUCUUUACCCACAUCAUCUUCGUCCAAUGUAGGUGCGAUAGUGGGUGGUGUAAUAGGUUCCUUGAUUUUUGUUAGCGUAUUAGUAGCUCUUGGUAUCAUAUUGUAUCGAAGAAGGCACGAAGCAAAAAUGUCUAAUCCACUUAUAGAUACAAAUAAUCAGCCUUGUUUGGAUACAAAUCCUCAGGAUUACUCUUAUAUAAAUCGUCAGAUUCGUCCGGAUACAAAUAAUCGGAUUUUCUCAGACACAAAUCAUAAAGUCUCCUAA
This is a messenger RNA of Cetraspora pellucida, 752 nucleotides long. The record is from the annotation of a GenBank genome assembly. NCBI's taxonomy places the organism in Eukaryota, Fungi, Glomeromycota, Glomeromycetes, Diversisporales, Gigasporaceae.